This is a messenger RNA of Scheffersomyces coipomensis, 2085 nucleotides long. RefSeq lists its product as uncharacterized. Gene Ontology annotation, cellular component: nucleolus. Lineage: Eukaryota; Fungi; Ascomycota; Pichiomycetes; Serinales; Debaryomycetaceae. The transcript has a single exon. Gene Ontology annotation, biological process: regulation of translation. Bases 1 to 2085 code for a protein of 694 amino acids. Gene Ontology annotation, molecular function: mRNA binding. The record is from RefSeq and is a predicted model, not a curated record.
AUGGUUACUAAAGUUAAUGGGGUCAAGCGUGCUGCUCCAGCUCAAUCGCUGAAAGGUAACAAUGCUAAGAAAAGCAAAGUUGUGAAGAAACUCCCAUCUCCUCCACCUGAAUCAGAAGAAGAAGAAGAAGAAUCAGAAGAUGAAGAUUUAUCAAGUGAUGAAGAUAUCGAAGCUUCUUCUGAAGAUGAAUUAGAUGAAUUAGAUGAUGAUGAAGAAGAGGAAGAAAAAGAUGAAUUAGAUGAUCUUGACAACGACGACGAAGACAAAGUAGAUGAAGAUAAAGACAGUGAUGAUGAAGAUGACGAUGAUGAAGAAGAUAAAGAUAAAGUAGUUGAUCCAAACAAGAAAUCAUCAAAAGAACAACAUGCUGAACAACGUAAAGUAUUAGCUGAACGUAAAUUACAAAGAAAAUCAGGGGUUGAAGUCCAACAAAUCAAAAAUUUGUGGGAAAAAUUAAGAAUCACUAAACCAACUCCUCCAAAACAAGUUAGAGAUAAACUUUGUGAUGAAGUUUGGGAAUUAUCUAAGGAUGUUAUCCUUGAUUUAGUAUUAAAACAUGAUGCCUCCAGAGUGGUUCAAACUUUAAUCAAAUACUCGUCCAAAGAAAGAAGAGCUAAAAUCAUUGAUUCAUUAAAGGGUAACUUUUAUCAAUUAGCUACUUCAUCAUAUGGUAAAUAUUUAUUAGUUAAAUUAUUACAUUAUGGUUCUAAAGAAUCAAGAGGUAAAAUCCUUGAUGAAUUACAUGGUAAAUUAAGAAAAUUAAUGAGACAUAAAGAAGGGGCUUAUGUGGCUGAAGAUUUAUACGUUUUAUAUUCAACUGCUGAACAAAGACAUCAAAUAAUAAGAGAAUUCUGGGGAGCUGAAUAUGCUGUAUUUAGAGAUUCAGGAAAGGGUAAAAAUGUAUUGGAAGUCACCAAGGAAUCAUCUGAAAAGAAACAAUUGAUCAUGACUAAUUUAUUCGGUACUAUCAAAGCUUCAGUUGAAAAAGGUUCAACUGGGUUCCAAAUUUUACAUGCUGCCAUGAAAGAAUAUGUCAGUAUCUUAGAAGAUAAUGUUGAACUCCAUGAUACUCAAAUUAGAGAUUUCAUUGAUUUACUUGAAGAACAAUUUGCUGAAUUAGUUCAUACUCAAGAAGGUGCUGAAGUUGCUAGUGCUUUAAUUGCACUUGCUAACGCUAAAGAAAGAAAAGUUAUUAUAAGAUCAUUAAAAUCACAUACUGAAGAACUUAUUAAAAAUGAACAUGGUAAUUUAGUCUUGAUUACUUUAUUCCUUACUGUUGAUGAUACUGUUUUAGUUCAUAAAUCAUUUGGACAAGAAAUCUUUACUAAAGAAUUAACUCCAAAAUUAAUUCAAGAUAAAUUCUCUAGAAGGCCUUUAAUUUAUCUUUUAAAAGGAUUAGAUGGUAGAUAUUUCUCACCAUCAGUUAAGAAAGCUUUAACUAAAUAUGAAGAAUUAGCAUAUAAGAAAACUUCCAAAAAACCUCAAGAACAAAGAAGACAAGAAUUAGUUACUAAGGCUUUACCACUCAUAUAUAAAAGUAUUUUAUCUAAUGAAUCAAGUGAAGAAUUCAGUUUAGAUAAAAUUCUUUCUAAUAAUUUUGUUUCCCAAUUUUUAUCAGAAUUAAUCUUAACUCCAACUGAUAAUGAAGAAAUCAAUGAAAAAUAUAGACCAGAAUUAGUCGAUGCUAUCUUCGAUAAGACCAUAAAGGGAGAUAUUCGUGAAGAUUAUCAUUUAGUCAACAAAGGUCCAUUCAUCACUAGACUUUUGAAAGCUAUUAUCCAGGGAUCAGAAUAUAAAUGGAAUCCUGAAUCUAAAUCAUUACAAGUGAACGCUAAUAUUGCUAAAAUCCCAGCUACCGGUACUGAAUUUGCUGUUAAAGUUGCUGAUGAAAUCAUAGAAAAAUUAAAAGAUUGGACUACUGGUCAAGGUGCAUUUGUAGUUAUCUCUGUAUUUGAAGUAUUACAAAUACUGAGUGAAGCUGCUACUUUUAAGAAAUUUAAAAAGGAAUUAUCCAAGUAUAAAAAUUUAUUAGCUGCUGAUAAAGAUAAUAAAGGUGGUCAAUUAUUAUUAACUCUUUUAAAAUAG